Molecule: messenger RNA, 900 nt
Organism: Zasmidium cellare ATCC 36951
Lineage: Eukaryota; Fungi; Ascomycota; Dothideomycetes; Mycosphaerellales; Mycosphaerellaceae
Exons: 2
Coding region: 1-900 (299 amino acids)
Source: RefSeq, a predicted model, not a curated record
AUGCAGAAACGAGAUAGCGUCCACCUGCCCCCAGGCGCCCAGGUCGGCCUCCAACCCACUAUCGACAACGACAUCGCACCCUCCGCCUUCUUCCUCGUCCUCUACCUCCUCGGCGCCAUCAUCAACGAACUCCGCUUCCAACUCAACCGCCGUAAAGGCCACAAAUUCCUCAUGUCCUGGGCCAUGUUCGGCUUCGCCAUGACCCGCGUCGUCACCCUCACCCUCCGCAUAACCUACGCCAUCUACCCCAACAACAUCCACCUCGGCGUCGCCUCCGUAAUCUUCACACACGCAGGACUCCUAGUCGUAUACAUCGUCCUCUUCAUCCUCAGCAUGCGCAUCCUACGAGCAUUACAACCUCCCAUCGGAUGGAGUCGAGAACUCAGAACAACCCUCCUCCCAGCUUGCAUCGUCUUAACGAUAGCCAUCUUCACAACCAUCACCCUCGUCAUCAUCGAUUUCUACUCCACCAACAAAACAUACCUCUCCAUAUCCUCCUGGACGACCCGCGCCUGCGCCACGUACAUCCUCGCCUUCAACGCCCUCGGCAUCGUCCUCUUCCUCCUCGCCACCCUCCUCCCUCCCCACCCCCAAGCCGAGGACUUCGGCGCAGGCUCCAUGGCCGCGAAACUCGUCAUUCUCGCCCUCGCGCUCUUCCUGAUAAACUUCAUCGCCGCGUUCCGCACGGCGGUGGCGUGGGUCGAUGCGCCGCCUGUUCACGAACCGGCUUGGUUCGAUUCGAGGGGCGUUUUCUAUGGCUGGGAGUUGGCGCCGGAGAUUCUUGUCAUUUAUCUUUUUGUUUUUACGAGGUUUGAGAGGAGGUUUUGGGUGCCGGAUGGGAGUUGGAGGGCGGGGAUUACUCUGCGAGGAGUUCGCCUUUGGAAGGCGAUGGUGCUGUGA